AUGAACCGUGCCCUCUCGUCGCCGAGUUCUGGAGAUGACUUUAGCCGCCCUAUCUAUACUGAAAGAUAUGAUUCUAAUUUCGCGGCGCACUUUUCAACCCCUGGGUUUGUACCGAUAUCUUAUUCUCAGCAUUAUCCUUAUGAGGUUGAUGUCAAGACUGAACGCCAAACAUUUGUGAACGAUGUGCCUCUGCGACAUGACUCUUCAGUCUCAACCUUCAAUGCGAUGGGCCCACCACAACUUCACGCCACACUUCCCACUUUCCCGUCAGAUGAAUGGUUUCAAGACGAAUAUUUUGACUCUUCUCGUCAAUUUUCCCAGGCAAAUACAGUACUGGGUGGUCCUGGUGUUGGACAAUCUCAGGCCUCCCUGCAAGCCAAUAUCCCCGUCAAUGACUAUGACCGGCCACUUCUGGAUCAUUUCGUGGACAAUGUCUUGCGUAUGAUUUUCCCAAUCCUGGAAGUUCAUCAGCGUGGUUCUGCCCGGGCUCGGUCUGUUCUUCAGUCCUUGGAAACAAACAAGUCAUACUUCCAUUGCUGUCUUAGUGUCGCUGCGAUCCACCUCAAAACGACAAGUCGAUUGAAUGGUGAACAGAUCGACCACGAUAUUAUGCGUCAUCGCUAUGAAGCUAUUUCCGAAUUGUGCAAAGCACUGAAUAAGGACGCUGACCAUGAACACAUUCUGGAUGCCACUCUUGCCAUGAUCUUCUUUCAUUGCUCGGUUGGAGCGCCCGAUGAUUACCUCCCUGAUAUCCCCUGGAACGACCAUUUCCAAGCUGCGUCAAACCUGGUCAGCAAACUGGAUUUAACCAACCAAUUGAUUCCAUGUGGCCCGAUGCACACAGUGCCCCCCUUCAGCAUGUCUUUAACUUCCUGGAUUGACAUUCUGGGUGCCACAAUGCUUGGAAAAACACCCCAGUUUGCUCACUCUUAUCGUGCUAAACACCUGAGUGGAACAUCUUCUGGUCUCCGGGAACUCAUGGGAUGCGAUGACCGUAUCAUGUACCUCAUCUCUGAGGUUGCCUGUCUAGAAUCACUCAAAAUGGAGGGCCGCGUUGACUCCAUCGCUGUUUGCACACACGUGGCCGCUUUGGGCAGUCAGCUGGAAUAUACCGAAGAUGCGGAUACAACUCUAAUGAGCCCGUACUCACCGGGCACCGGAGCAAUUCGUCCCGAUGCAUUGACAAAAACGAUGACUGCCAUCUUCCGCAUUGCCGCCCGUAUCUACCUUUGCAGCCUCAUCCCUGGAGCCGAUCGCAAUCAGACCAGCACAAUUAAUCUUGUCAAUGCACUGACAGAUGCUAUGUCUUAUGUUCCAUCGGGACCUUUUGGCUUUGAUCGCUCUCUUGUAUGGCCACUUCUCAUCGCUGGUGCCUUCUCUACUCCUUCCAGCCCAUUCCGUCAGGUCUUGGAUGAUCGAGUGACUGCCUUGGGAGAUCUUGCUGACUUGGGAAGUAUUGGUCGCAUGUACCAAUUGUUGAACGAGUACUGGCGGUUAUCUGAUGAUCCUGUCAGUCCAUCCUUCCCUUCGGGGGAAACGAGCUCGAGGCAGGAUACCAACCCUCGGAGACGAGGCAGGAUGCUGGCCAGUCUGUUCCUCUUUCGCCACCUGGAAUGCGAGAAAUCAAGAGGCAGCAGGUUCACUGGCGAGAUGUCAUGA
Molecule: messenger RNA, 1659 nt
Organism: Penicillium concentricum
Lineage: Eukaryota; Fungi; Ascomycota; Eurotiomycetes; Eurotiales; Aspergillaceae
Product: fungal specific transcription factor domain-containing protein
Exons: 1
Coding region: 1-1659 (552 amino acids)
Biological process (GO): positive regulation of transcription by RNA polymerase II
Cellular component (GO): nucleus
Molecular function (GO): transcription cis-regulatory region binding; DNA-binding transcription factor activity
Source: RefSeq, a predicted model, not a curated record